This is a messenger RNA of Ordospora pajunii, 1551 nucleotides long. RefSeq lists its product as uncharacterized. Bases 1 to 1551 code for a protein of 516 amino acids. The record is from RefSeq and is a predicted model, not a curated record. The transcript has a single exon. Lineage: Eukaryota; Fungi; Microsporidia; Ordosporidae.
AUGAAGAGGUCGGUCAAGGUGUACCAUUCAGGCACAAGCACAUUCCCUCGAGUGAGUCGGAUCCAGCAUGACGAGCUUGAUCUAGCAACGGAUGCGUGCUCAUCGUCUGGGAUGCCAGGAAAGUGGCAUCGACUACAUCCAUUCAUAACCAUAGAAAUAUUCUCAAUGCCAAAAAGCAUGUUCAGAAACACUGUAUUCAACACAAUAGACAUAUAUUCAGUAUGCAAGGACGGCGUUGUAUUCUUCAAUCGAUCUCCGAUCCCAUGGCCCUCAGAUACACAGGUUCCAUGGGACACAUACAGAAAACAGCUUGUUGAGUAUAUCUCCCACACCCUCAGCCAAUUCAUGGCUUCUGCAUCCAGGUGUGAUACGAAGUAUGCAUUCUACAUGAAAUGCAACAUGAUCAACUACCACAUAAAGACCAAACAUCCUGAAAUAAAAACCCUCAGGAAAGAAGCACAAAUAGCCAGAGAAAUACAAGCAGCUUCUACUCAGGAAAUCAGAAACGGCAGUAUGGACCGCAUCGUACAAGCACUGAUGUCUUACAGCGACCCAGAAUCUAGAAUCGUAUUCAUUUUGGACAUCCUAGACUCAAUCACACUCAGAACAGCUAGAAAAGCAAUAAAGUUUAUUGGAAAGGCAGAAAGAUACCAUGCUGCACUCUUGCAUUACAGAAUGCAUCAAAAGGCACUUGGUGCAGCACAGCAUCGAUAUGCAUUUCUAUAUCUAAUUGCUGCAUCAAGGCUCCUAAAGCAAGGUGCAAACUUUGAUCUUGAGCAGUCCAUGAUGGCAAGAGCAUUCGAGUGCAUAAGUGAGCCCAACUGGAUAUCCGUCAUGAAAGGCAUUGCUUCAAAAGUGCAUAUGAGUGACUCGCUGAUAUAUGGUGAGAACCCAUACAGACUGCGCUUUGUAGAUCAACCAGCAUUCUGCAUAAAAACAGUCGAAUUGCAAAAAUCUAGGAUUUACAAAUGCACUGGCAGCAAUGUUGUAUUUAAUGCUGAUUGCACAGACACAUGCUUUACGGAUGCAUUCGAGCUUAAAAUUGUUUUCUGCAAGCACACAUCGGUAAGCAUGCACGGUAUCGUUGCUAGAGAAGCAAAUGCCUCCGAAAGCAUUUUCAUUCCUGUGCAUACACAGCUCAACGGGUAUUGUGCAACCGUACCAGUGCUUUAUUCUUGUGCAUCACAUAUAGAUCUGCAGCACCAGGAGAUCGAUGAACUCAAAAUCAAAUUGAUUGGCUUGGUAUUCUCCGGAAGCCCAUGCAUUCCAAUAGACCUGGAUGUUGUGUGGAUUCGACGAAAAAGUACACUGUCAAUCCAGGACAUCGAGUACUGUGGCACACACAAUGACGAGAAUGUAUAUAUCAAGCUAUUGCUCUCAAACCCACACAACUUCCAGUCAAAUGUCAUAGGCAUAGGCACUGGUGACAUGGCCAGAUCAGGUAACACAUUCAUGAUUUCGUUCAAAGCAUCGCUUAGCCAAGAUAGAGUAUAUACGAUGCAUCAUGAAAUUGCUAGCAAUGUGUUCGAGUCGAUUCACCUACAAUACUAG